AUGAUUCCCUUAUACAUUCAAAAGCAAGAAGGAGAAUCGUUGAGUCUCCUCUGUCCACAAGGCACAGAUUGGAAAAUACCUCCUACUGAGUCUCCACAAAGAAGAACCACAAAGCAGACAACUGAGGGGUAUGUUUUGAACAUCUCAAACCUUCAAUCAGCAGAUACGGGUGCUUACAAGUGCGCCCGUCAAGAGAUUUACUUGUAUGUUAAAGGUCCAAAUCUGUUUUUAAAGAUUGAAAAGAGCGAAUUGUCUUUUUCAUUUGGGGAUGUAUACGAUCCAAACUUGGUUCCAUGUCGGACAACGUCUUUUAUUAAAUGGCAUAACAUGAAACUCUUUGUCAACGAUGUGCAAUGGGCUGCUUGGUGCAAUGAUGCAAAAACGGAUUUGGGAGAACCGAUCGGGUCCUUGCACGAGCCCUUGACGAAUAGAAACUGCAUUCCUCUAGAAUAUUCGUUAACAGAGGGCUUCAGCCUUGGGGGAAUGGAGGUCCGUUGGGGUCAGGUGAAUGGGAAGAAAUUCCGCUGUGAGUUCAAUGGGAAGAAGUCACAAGAGUUCACCGUACAGGCUUUUGAAUACUUCAGUUUGGGUGACAAGAAUGGGACAAAUUUCCCCUCGGUCCCAUGUACUUUGCCCACCAAACAGGAUUUGCUUUUCGAAAAGGCAAAUAAAAAGCUGAAAUUGAGUUGCUCAAACUGUAAUUCACCUGAAGAUACGCGAGUAAUCGAGGAACUCAUUCAACGGCUUCACCAACCAAACGAGCUGAGGAAUGCAGCUGAGAGGUGGCUGCUACAAGGAUACGGCUCCGACUUUUGCAACUGGAUCAAAAAGGUCGAAAGCAAAGGCGAUUCAGUUUCCCCAGUGAAGCCCGUUGAAAAUCCGUCAACCCCAACUUUGAAAACAAGCCAAAGACAGUGGACGGACAACUUGCUCAGCAUUGGGCUGCUGUUUUUGACGAUCGUUUUGCUUAUCCUGAUUGUCGUUGGAUAUGCCUUUUGGAAGAGGAAAAUACGCAGAAAACUUCUAAAAGAAGAGAGAAAUCGAACCACUAGUGAAGUUGGUAGCCUACUUAAAGAUAACACACAAACAACAUUUAUCGAAGAGGAGAUCAAACAGAAGCCAACGUUUGUUAGGCGUUUGAUUGACAGUGGAGGCUUUGGAGAAAUCUACGAGCUGAUUGGACACGAACCGCCAGCCAUUGUGAAAUGUAUGCACACGAGAAACUACAAUCCAGCCACAUUCCAGAAAGAAUUCGAGUGCCUCAAUAGACUCGAACACCCAAAUGUCGUCAAAUUGCUUCGCAUGGAAACGGGAAAUGAUGGAAAGCUCGAAAUCGUCAUGGAAUAUUGUCAACGAGGAAAUUUGGGUACACUUUUACAAAACCCAACAAUUAUUUACACGAUGAACACAGUGAUUUCAUGGGCAGAAAGCCUAUUUGCUGCUCUGGGAUACAUGUACAAAGAUGCGUACAUUUUUGUCACCAUGGACUUUCGGGUGAAGUUCGGGGAUUUCGGACUUGCAAAGAAGAUCGAAGAGACAUGUACGGGGACCGUCCAAGGAACACAACGAUAUAUGAGUCCCUCACAAGGAGAAAAAGACUCCCACCGGAACGACGUUUAUAGUUUGGGACUUGUCCUGUGGGAGAUCAUUGAGAGAAGGAUUGUAUUUCUUGAGUACGGCCCUAAAGGCGCCUUCAAUCGGGACGACUUCAUUCUGGCGGUUCACGACAAGACGCUUGAGAAGUUAUCCGUUCCAAAUUGCCAGCAAGGAUUACAGAUUAUUGUUGAAAGAUGUACUUCCUUCAAUCGCCAAUAUCGAUUGAAUGCUCGAGAGAUUCUCUUGAGUUUGAUCACUUUCAGUGAGGAACACCCCUUUAUUGCCGAUUUGAAAUUGAAACCCAUAAUCAAAGAAGAACAAGAAGAAAUCCUUCGACCGAUCGGGCUGCACAAAAUGUUUCCAGAGCCGAGCCAGAGCUUUCACUCGUUGAAUUGCUGGCUUUGCAAAGCUCCAUAUAAAUGGCCACUCCCUCGCGAUGAUGUGGUAAAUGACAAUCUUCAAUUUGAGCAACUUUCCAUUGAUGUUCAUGAGAUUUUUGGUCACAAUGAGUUUGCUGCAAGAGAAAUCUCUUUCCCGAGAAUCCUUUCCCCAAACCUCGAGUAUUGUUCAAUACAAUUCGGCGAUGUGACAGAGAUUCACCGAGCUCUGGAUGAUCUUCUAAACUAUGAUGGAUGGAUGAGAAAUUCAAGACGAAUCGAGUCCGAGCCGUCCGGGUCUCAUCGUGGAAUGAUCGUGGCUCUCCACUUCGUCGGCCACAUGAAACGAGACCGUGCAGUCGAUCCGUUCAGAACGGUGUUCGAAAGCCAUGAGAAGGACAUGGAAUGGAUCAAUGGAAGUGGUGUUUCGAGACCAUUUGAAGAGUUUCAAAUGAUAGAUCAGAGUGAUCAGCUCGACAAAGCUGGA
Molecule: messenger RNA, 2460 nt
Organism: Mesorhabditis belari
Lineage: Eukaryota; Metazoa; Nematoda; Chromadorea; Rhabditida; Rhabditidae
Source: the annotation of a GenBank genome assembly